UGCUCUGAUGGCUCUGCCACCUCCGGAUCCAGAGUUUGUCCUAAGAGGUACCAGUGCUGCAGUCCACACUCUGCAUUUUUCCUGUGGAGGCCAAGAACCUGAUUUCCCAAUUCUUUUCUCUGGGUCUGAGAAUGGUUUUGUCCAUGUCUGGAACCUGAAAACACGCAGAGUGGACACAGCACUGGAUGGGCAUGGAAGAAAGUCUGUCUACUGGGUGGAGACGAUGGGUGCUAAAGACAAGCUGCUCAGUCAGGGUCGUGACCAAAGGAUCUGCCUGUGGGAUUUAGCAGAAGGACGGACUUCAGUGACGGAUUCCGUUUUCACGGAGAACGUGGGAUUCUGCCGAUGCUCUCUGUUAAAGGUGGCCCAGGGGCGCUGGCUAAUGGCCAUGGCAGCCAAGUCCCUAGAGGAGGUUCGGGUUUUGGAGCUGCCAUCCAAGACGUCAGUCUGUACCUUGAAGCCAGAGGUGGGUGCCAAGCUGGGCAUGCCCAUGUGUCUUAAGUUAUGGCAGGGAAAUCUAAUUGUGCAACCUUGGCUUCUGGCUGGCUAUGAAGAUGGAUCAGUGAUCCUCUGGAAUCUGUCAAUGGGAAAAGUGUGGAGCCAACUUGUUUGCCAUCAGGAGCCGGUGAUGAGCCUUGACUUUGACUCAGGGAAGGCCAAGGGGAUCUCAGGCUCAUCUGAAAAGGUGCUUAGCAUCUGGAGCCUCAAUGAGCAACAGAACCUCCAGGUUCACAAAACACACGAACUCAUCAACUCUGGCAUAUCUGAUAUUACCAUCCGCCCGGACAAGAAGAUCCUGGCAACGGCAGGGUGGGAUCAUCGCAUCAGGAUCUUCGGCUGGAAAAAGAUGAAGCCUUUAGCAGUGCUGGACUACCACACAUCCACUGUGCAUUGCGUGUCCUUCUCGGAUCACAGAGAGCCCAGCGAGAGGCUGCUAGCAGCUGGCUCGAAGGAUCAUCGCAUCAGUGUCUGGUCCAUAUAUGCUCAGACGUGACAGGUCUGCACC
This is a messenger RNA of Tinamus guttatus (white-throated tinamou), 1006 nucleotides long. The record is from RefSeq and is a predicted model, not a curated record. Lineage: Eukaryota; Metazoa; Chordata; Aves; Tinamiformes; Tinamidae.